Molecule: messenger RNA, 813 nt
Organism: Cantharellus anzutake
Lineage: Eukaryota; Fungi; Basidiomycota; Agaricomycetes; Cantharellales; Hydnaceae
Exons: 3
Coding region: 134-712 (192 amino acids)
Biological process (GO): DNA replication; double-strand break repair via break-induced replication
Cellular component (GO): nucleus; GINS complex
Source: RefSeq, a predicted model, not a curated record
CUCGUGUCUCAUCUUAUUCGAUACUACCCGCUGGAUUUAGGGCUCGUUACAGUGGACUUGGUACAGUUUGUUGUAAUUUGAUCAUGUCACAUGUCAAUUUGUCGAGCAUUAGUGUAUUUCUACUCACCUGGGCAUGUCACUGCCGCCCCAGUUGCGAGCAUCGUUGAGUCCCGUAGAACUCGAAUUCAUAGCUUGCAGUCAUGAGACGAUUGAGAUCGUCCCAUUGUUCAGCAUGGAUCGGAUCCGUCUCAUUUCGGGUAUAUAUGGCCCUUUCGUCCCACCGACAAAAACGCGGGUUCCGCUUUGGUUGGCAGCGCACUUGAAGCUCAAAAUGAAAUGCCGAAUAAUUCCCCCGGAAUGGCUUUCUGUAGACUAUCUGAAGGCAAAAGUGGAAGAGGAGAUAUUGAAUCCUGAGCUGUUUACCGAUAUUCCGUUUCAUUACUCUGAAAUAGCUAAAGUUCUCCUCGACAUGUGCGUUGCGACUCCAUAUCGAAUCCCCCAGCCCGUUCAAGAAUCCAUAUUGUCUUUAUACAGAGCCUCAGACAACAUUCAAUCACCAGACAAGAUUCGAUCCUCGCUGAAAGACCUUCGAGAGGCAAGGCAGGCCAAACUUCGGAACAAUUUGGGGAGUAUUGACUUCGCCAUUAUAGUGGAUGUAAAUCCCGCGCCGUUCUUUUUUGUUGCGUCAUCUCUCACAUUUCGAAUUUCAUAGCUCCCUAAUCUCUCGUCUAUGGAAAUUAACGAAAUCCGCCCUCAUUUCACGAAAGCCAUGAGCAUGAUGAAUGGAUUGACACCCCCUGCCUCUAGCAAGCC